This is a messenger RNA of Trichomonas vaginalis G3, 1869 nucleotides long. Its product is annotated as GP63-like protein. Gene Ontology annotation, cellular component: cytoplasm; membrane. The record is from RefSeq and is a predicted model, not a curated record. Lineage: Eukaryota; Parabasalia; Trichomonadida; Trichomonadidae. Gene Ontology annotation, molecular function: metalloendopeptidase activity. Bases 1 to 1869 code for a protein of 622 amino acids. The transcript has a single exon. Gene Ontology annotation, biological process: cell adhesion; proteolysis.
AUGUAUUUGAUUGUUCCCCUUUUCAUUGGACGCUUUUGUAAUCAUAACGAAAAUGAACAGGCUCAAAUAGACAAGAGUAAAAUCUUGUUAGAAGAAGAUUACAAUUCAUCACAAUACACUUGGGGAAAUAUCAGAAUCCAACUGGAUACUAGCCUAUUAUAUCGCGAAGAUAAUGACAAAUACAUAUGUAAGAGAGUCGGACAAGUAAUAAAUAACUUAGAAUGCCAAGAAAAUGAUAUAUUUACCUCAGAAAAAAGAAAUGCAUUAGUAAAAUCGUUAGAGAGCAUGAAAGAAUUCGCCGAGAGAACAUUCAAAGUUCGGCAAAUACCAAAUAAUACUUUUGAAGUUUCAUAUCAAGUUUACGGUUUCGAACCAAAAGAAGUAUCUAAUGUGGAUUUGUACAUAUACAUAGUUCCAGUAAAUACUAAAGAAGAACAAAUUCAUGCUUCUGCGACAAUAUUUAGUUACGAGUAUCCAUCUAAGCGUGCAAGAGAAGGAGCUAUCAAAUUUAAUUCAAAAUUGUUACCUACUUCACCUGUUUUAUACAAUACAUGGGAAAAUUCUUUCUUUUACACGUGUUUGCACGAAUUAUGUCAUUUAUUAGGAUUUACUAAAUCUCAAUAUGACUAUUUCCAUCCAGUCGAUAGUUUUACUCCAUAUUCUAAUCCAUUAUGCACUAUUACAAGAAAAGGAAAACAAUUUACCUUUUUAACAACUCCAUACUGUCAUAAGUUCGCUGUAAAACACUUUAACAUGGAGUAUUUUGAAGGAGAUAAUGGAGAAAGAUGUCUUUCUGGAAUUGAACUCGAAGAUGGAGAUGGAUCUCAAAAUAGUCUAUCACAUUUAGAGACAAGAACAUAUAUGACAGAGUUUAUGCUCCCAACUGCAUUCACCAAUUACAGAUUUAGUCGGUUUACUGAUGCUACAGCAGCAGUUUUGCUUGAUACAGGAAAUUAUAUCAUAAAUUAUUCGAAUCUCCAACCUUUAUUAUGGGGAAACAAAGAGUCUUUUGAUGGAGUGACCUAUAUAAAGAACUUUCCAAUAGAUCCUCCUCAAAAAGUUUUUCCAGAAAAUUAUAUUGUCAAAGAUGAAGAUGGUUUGGAACCAUGCGGCUUUGAUUAUAAGUUCUUUGGACUUGUUUAUGAUAUACCAGCUCCUGAUUGUUCGAAACCAGCCACUUCUCAAGCAAAUUUCAACAUUUCUGAAGGCUACAUCGCAAAAUACUGCCAAGGAAAAGACUUUUACAAUCCUAAUGACGAGAAAUCAAUACAUAAUGGUACACUUUAUGCGGAUUUCACAAGAUUCAAGUUCCCACAGGUUACUUGCCCUGAAGGAACAGCAACAUUACCUUAUGUGAACCAGUGUUUGAAGUACAAAUUCAUAAGUGAUGACGAAAUCAAAUUUGAAUCGACAUCUUUUGACUUUUCAUGCUACAGAGAUUCGAACCCGGACAAAAAGCGUUGGGUAUACACGGUUAAAUACAAAUGCCCUGAUUUUGAAAGGUUUAAACGAACAGUUCAGUUAUAUGAUUCGUUUUUUAACUCAGAUCCAUUCAGUGAUGAUGGCACAAAGUACUAUUACAAUGCAAAUGUUGACAGCAGGACAGUUGAUAUGACUCCUGUUCCUACUUUACCUUUAAUCAAUAAAAUCGUUUUCCCGCUAUCGAUUUCUCUCGGAAUCUUCUCAUUCAUAUUAAUCAUCGCCAUAAUUUUCAUUAGUUUAUACAAAUGUGGCUACAUUUCGUUUAAACGCGGAAAAAAUUCUGAUGACGAAUCUUCAUGGGUUCCUCAGUCUUCUACAACAGAAUCUUCAGGUGAAAACAUUGAUGAAGAUAAAGAAUAUGUUAUACCAGGAAGAGAAGAAGUUUGA